AUGGGAUCACAGCUAAAAUUCACCACCUAUUGUCCAAGUUAUAAACAAGAGUUUCCAUGGGUUGAUAAAUCUCAGCUUGGAAAUAAAUAUGCAUUUUGUGCAUACUGCAGUAAGGACUUCAAGAUAGAUUCCAUGGGAAGAGCUGCUCUUGUUAGUCACACGAGAAGCGGAAAACACACUAGAAAUGAAGAGGGACAUACGAAAAGUCUUAAUAUGGAUUUUUUCUUAAAGCGAAACGAUUCUCUAAAUAAUCCGACAAUUCUCUGGCGAUCUCUAACGCGUGUACUGCAAAUAAUAUUGCUAGGCCUAGUGGAGAUAUUAUGGCCGAAACUAAGCAAAUCAGUAAUGCAUAUUUAG
Molecule: messenger RNA, 357 nt
Organism: Belonocnema kinseyi
Lineage: Eukaryota; Metazoa; Arthropoda; Insecta; Hymenoptera; Cynipidae
Exons: 2
Coding region: 1-357 (118 amino acids)
Source: RefSeq, a predicted model, not a curated record